AGAAUAUGGAACGAAGAUACUCCAGUCUUAACGAUUCUAUAUCAAGUUACGACGCUAGUAUAUAUUCAGCGGUAUCUCUGUGUUAAGACGCCAGAAGUCAUCACUCAUGACCAGACGCGCGGCAAUGGGCUGAGCCAACGUUACAUGCUGCAAACCCGACUGUCCGGGACGCCGCUGGUACAGCUCUGCCCGAAACUAAAUCUGCAGCAAAAGAAGAGCAUCGUACAUUGCAUCACCAAGUUCAUGCUCGCUCUUUACAACCGAGAGAUUCCUUGUGCAGGCAUCAUCUCACCAGACAACACAAUACCAAUCUCUGCCGCCCAAGGCUCGAUCAGAUACCGAUCCUGCGCCCUUUCUCUUCGGCGACCGCGACUAACGAAGUCCACACCGCCCCCGCAACCCCCCAGACCACGCGCGCCUUCCUCAUCUCGCUCUGCGAGCGCCAACGCGAAUGGACGAAGAAAGCCGGGCUUGGCGUGAACAACAAGAUCUGGGACGGCUUCGUGUCGAUGAUCACCCGCCUGCACGAGCUUGGCUUUCUCCCCGGCAACGAAGCCUUCCACUUCUCCCAUGGGGCCCUACAUCCUUCCAACAUCCUUGCCGAGGUCGCCAGCGAGAUCAGCAUUCGCGUGACUGGCGUGCUGGACUGGGAUCUCGCCUGCUUCAUACCUGAAUUCGUGUGCACACGUCCGCUGUUUUAUCUCUGGGGCAAAGGGGGCGCGGAAGAUGACCUGGAAGAGAUGGCGACGUUUGAUACUGAGGAUGGGGAGAAGUCGGAGCUGAAGUGUGAGUAUGAGCGUGCGGUCGAUGACCAAUUUGGUGGCUGGGCUGCGCCUGAAGUUGUUC
Molecule: messenger RNA, 846 nt
Organism: Paraphaeosphaeria sporulosa
Lineage: Eukaryota; Fungi; Ascomycota; Dothideomycetes; Pleosporales; Didymosphaeriaceae
Exons: 1
Source: RefSeq, a predicted model, not a curated record